GAGUCCUGACUGGACGCCACGGCUUCAUUGUGGGAUUUGCCCCAUGGACCGGAUCAGCUUUGAAAUAGGAGCUGCUUCAAUGUGCAUCCCAGCUAGAUCCAGCUAGUAAGUUUCUAGAUGUUUCUAGUAACCUGCAACUGUGGCAUAAUCCAUUUGUAAACGAGUUUUGCCUUGCACCAAAAUACAGCAAGACGGAAAUAGAUAGAACAGAUACGUAUUUUUGUCCUUGCUGCCGUCAGCACACCCCACAACAGCGAGUUGCAGGAAAGCGUUGGACAUUGGUGAGCUACUGCCUCAGUUCUCAAAAGGUUAUGUUCUGUUGACAGUCCAAGCAUGCUGUGCCAAUGGUCUACUUGAGCAUGGCUGCACACUUGAACCUUUUGAAUCCACUUGAACCUAUCGUUUUGUGGUACGUAUAUACCAGAAUUGGAUUUGACAUGAGACAAGCGCUGAGAGAUGUAGCAGGAGAUUUCAGCUCAAAGCCCCAUGGUAAACCUUUGAAUCCAAGUGAUAUAAGAGAUGGCGUCAGAUCCAGGAGAUGAAGGUGAUGAAGGUGCCACCGAUGCAAUGGGCCGAAAGAUCUGGGACAAAGAUGUGUACUUGGAAAAAGCCAAACAAAACAUCAUGUUUGGACCAGAACGCAUCGGUCGCAGAAAGGAUCCAGUGAUUCCGCUUCCUUCCUCUCAGCGUACGUUCCUGAAGCGGCGCACUGCAGAAUUAGAGCUUGACAAGAACUUGGGCCAAAUGCGAACAGUCACAGCUCAUACCAUCAAACCGCUGCAGGGUGGCUAUUGGUGUAGUGUUUGUGAGUGCUUGAUCAAAGAUUCAGCAUCAUACCUGGAGCAUGUGAAUGGGCGCAGACACAAUCGGAACCUGGGCAUGAACAUGAAAGUUGAGAAGAUUGGUGUAGAUCGCAUCAAGGACAAACUCAAAUCCUUGAAAAAGGAAACAGAAGAGGUUGAGGUGGAGGAUAUCGCUGCCAAGAUCCAGGCACUGGAGGAGCAAGAGGAGGAGAAGAAGAAAAGAAAAAAAGAGAAAAAGAAAAGAAAACGAGGCGCUGCAGGACUUGAAGACGAAGAACGUGAAGAGCGUGAAGAGCGUGAGGGAGAAGAUCAAGAGGAUGAUGUGGAGAAGGAUGCUGGCGAUGGAGAUGAAGAUGAAGAGACCAAAAUGCUGAAAGCAAUGGGGCUUCCAACUGGUUUCGGCUGAGUGAGCACCAUUCCCAAACACACAGAUGUUAUUGAAAAGGUGAAGGUAUUUAUUUCACUUCCGUCAAAUUACGCAUUGGUGCAUUACAGUACAUACUCUGGUUGAAAGUCUCAGUGCAAACACUAAGCCGGUCAGACCUAAAGUCUCACUUUGUCGGAUUAAGCUGAAGAGUCUGGCAUUGGACAGGUGUGGCCCUGAGAUGUGCAAGGCUGACAUGGCGAGUG
Cladocopium goreaui is the source of this 1433-nucleotide messenger RNA. The record is from the annotation of a GenBank genome assembly. NCBI's taxonomy places the organism in Eukaryota, Dinophyceae, Suessiales, Symbiodiniaceae.